UGCUCAUGUGUGCUUGGUGCUUUCGGCGUUUAUAGCUCAGGUUGCUUCAUCCCUUUGUGCUGACUAUGUUCGUGUGUUUCGUGUAUGUGCGAGAUUGCUUUGUGCUCUCUGCUGUUCUUGCUUUCUUUUUGAUCUGUUUAUGUCUAACCGAGAGUGGAGAGAUUUUGGAUUAUUAUAUAUAUUUUUUUGUCUUUUUUUUAACUAAAAGAAUUAAAAUCCUAGUCAAUAAAAAAUUAUCUAAAAUAAAAUUAAAUCCUAUCAAUUAAAUUAAAUUUUUUUUAAAACAUAAUCCUAAAAAAGAUUAAAUUUUAUUUUUAUAUUUUUAUAUUUUUUAGUUAUUUAUUAUUAUUAUUUUAUUAAAUUUAAAAUGUCCGGACAAAAUACGGUGUUCACAAUUAUUAUAUUAUUUUAUUUAUUAAAAACCAUCUUACAUUUUUAAUCAUAUCCUUACUUAUUAAAUAAAAAUGAGUGACGAUUUGUGAAAAUACUUUUUUCCAAUUUAAAGGAUAAAAUUGAAAUAAAAGAGUAAUGCAUUAAUAUAGUUGUCACUGACUGAUUUUAGACGGCAGAUGAAUAUCUGAUAAUCAAAUGAUGCUUGCGGGAAUUCAUUUUAACUUUUAGAAGUCAACGAGUUAUGGUCUCUUUCUCUAUUUAUCAGUAUACCCUCCGUAGCUAAUUAGCUCCAUCAUCUGAUAUCUCCCACGGCCUCUCAAGAUAUUCGACUACAAUUGCUUGCUUUCACUGAGAAAAAAUGGCAGAACAAAUUCCUUAUGGUGUAAUUGUGAAUCUCAUUGGCAGGUUGAGUUCAUCAGCCUUCAGAGAGAUUUCAAGGAUUUAUGGCGUCAAGAGUGAGAUACAGAGACUUCAAGACACUGUUGGAACUGUUGAAGCUGUGCUUGUUGAUGCUGAGCAAAGGCAGCAGAACGACAAGCUUGUCAAGCUGUGGAUAAGGAGGCUCAAACAAGUUCUCUACAAAGCAGACGAUUUGCUUGAUGAACUCUAUACUGAAGAUUUGUUGCUCAAAAGAGAUGGAAAAGGAAAGGUAGAUGUCUUCUUUUCAUCCGUAAAUCCUAUUGCUUUUCGUGUCAAAGUUGCUGAUAACAUUAAAAAGAUAAGAGAUGAAUUCAAUGCUAUUGCUGAAGAUGUGUCUAAGUUGAAAUUAGUUAGGCGAGUUGCAGAAACGAGGCAUAAUGAGAUCAAUUAUCAGAGGGAAACUAGUUCUUUUAUGCAAGAGGAUAUCAUUGGGAGGGAGGAAAGCAAGAAGGAAAUAAUUGAUUUAUUGUUAAAUACCAAUAGCAAUGAAAAUGUUUCUUUCAUUGCUAUUGUUGGCAUUGGGGGUUUAGGAAAGACUACAGUUGCUCAAUUGGUGUACAAUGAUGUUGAAGUGAAAAACUUUUUCAAAAAACAAAUGUGGGUAUGUAUUUUUGAAGAGUUUGAUGUUAAGACACUUGUUAAAAAAAUAUUAGAAUUAUCCGUGGGCAGCAAAGUGGAUGACCAGCAGUUAGAACUACUUCAAAAUAAGCUUCAAGAGAAUUUGAAUGGCCAAAAGUAUUUGUUAAUCUUAGACGAUGUGUGGAAUCAGGAUCAUCAGAAGUGGUUAGAUUUAAAAAAGUAUUUGAAGUGUGGUGCUAAAGGUAGUAAGAUUAUAGUGACUACUCGUGACCAGAUGGUAGCAAGAAGCAUGGGUGUAAAAACCCCAUAUGCUUUGAAAUAUCUGACAAAUGACCAAUCUUAGAAUUUGCUUAAAAGAUUGACAUUUGGGCAGGACACAAUAUUGUCCCACAACAUAGAGUCCAUUGGUCCAAAAAUUGUGGACAAAUUUGGAGGAAUUCCACUAGCAAUAAGAGCCAUGGGAAGCUUGUUGCAAUCGAAAUUAGAGGAUGUUGAUUGGGAAGCCAUCUUAGAAGAUGAUUUUUGGAUGUUAUCAGAAAGUAAUAAGCCAGUAAUAUCAAUACUAAAAUUAAGCUAUGAUCACUUGUCAAGUGAAGUAAGAUAAUGUUUUGCUUAUUGUUCUUUGUAUCCAAAAGAUUGGAUAUAUAAUAAAAAUGACUUGAUUAAACAAUGGAUGGCGCAAGGGUACCUUAAACGUCAAGAUAAAAAAGAACAUCCAGAAGAUGUUGGUGAACGAUAUGUUAGUAUUUUGUUAAUGAGAUCAUUCUUUCAAGAUGUCCAAAUGAAUGAAUCUGGUGAAAUACAAUGUUUUAAAAUGCAUGAUUUGAUGCAUGAUCUCUCACAAUCGGUUGGUGGCUCUGAUUUUUUCUUUGAUAAUGAGGAGAGAAAAUCUGUUGCAAGGCCUAUGCAUGUUAACUUUUCUUAUAACUCUUCCCAUUGUUCAUUAGACUUAUUAGAUGCAAGUAGAUUGUGAACUAUGCUUGGGGUACGAGAAGUAUCAGAUGAUGGUCCAUCCAAUUUGUUGAAGUUCAAUUAUCUGCGCAGUCUCAGUUUGUUAAUUUGGGAUAUGAGAGUUUUGCCAAAGUCAAUAGAAAAAAUGAAGCAUUUAAGGUAUCUUGAUCUUUCUGAUUGUCCCAAUUUGAAGAGUUUGCCUCCAAGUGUAAGCAACCUAGUAAAUUUGCAAACAUUGAAGUUGAAUGGUUGUGUUGCUCUUGAAUUUUCUGUAGAUGUUGUUACAAAGUUAAUCAACUUGCGUCAUCUUCACAUUGAAAACUGUUAUGCCUUUAGAAAUGGGAUGCCAAUUGGCUUGGGCAGAUUAACAACUUUGCAAAGUUUAUCAUAUUUCACAGUGGGUGAUGAUGAUGCUGAUAAGGAGAGAAAGAAUGCUCAAUUGAAUGAAUUAAAAGGACUCAAGCUCAGAGAUGAACUAGUUAUUGAGAAGCUCAAUUCAGUAAGGAAUGUUGAAGUAGACUCCAAGGAUGUUAAUUUGAAAGGAAAGAAAAACCUUAAGUCUUUGACUCUCAAUUGGAAAGAUGAUAUUGGAGUGGUGAAAAAUAGUGAUAGCUUGCAAUUAUUUGAAAACCUUUGUCCUCAUUCAAAUUUGAAAAAAUUGGAAGUAAAAUGCUACCCAGGGGUGAGGUUUUCAGGCUGGCUUUUGUCCCUUUCUAAUCUUGUCGACUUGAAUAUAUCUGAUUGUGGGAAUUGUCAAUUCUUGCCAACGUUGGAAGGACUCGUUUCUCUCAAGUCUCUUCAUAUACGGAACAUGAAAGCUUUAGAGUACAUAUGUUAUGAAGAUUGUUCAUCAUCAAUGGCUUCACAUCGUACAACUAGCUUCUUCCCAUCUUUGGAGAAAUUAAAAUUUCUUGGGUGUGAAAAUUUGAGAGGAUGGCAAAGAAAGGCUGAAGUAAAUAAUAGAACAGAUGAUGAGAAUCAUCAUUCAUUGCCUCCAUUUCUAUGUCUUUCAUAUUUAUCAAUUGAGAAAUGCCCAAACUUGAGUUGCGUGCCUACAUUUCCAAAUCUUGUUGAGGGCUUGGAUUUGAGCAACUGUAGCAUGAAGCCAUUGAUGGACACAUUACAUAUGAGCACAGCUCGAUCACCCAAAGAAGAAGAAUUAUCAUUACGCCCAUCUCUAUCCAUGCUUGAGGAUCUAGACAUUGAUGACAUGGGCAUAGAAGCUUUACCAGAGAAGUGGAUGCAAAAUCUCACCUCUCUGAAGAAUCUUUCUAUUUCAUUCUUAUCAAGUCAAGGAAUUGUGCUUCAUCAUAUGAAACAUCUGCCUGCUUCCUUGAAGAAUUCAGUACCUGGAACAUGGACAACUUUGAUUUACAAGGUUGUAGUGAUGGCGAGGAUUUUAGCACAGAGUUCCAAGACCUUCAUUGCCUCCAUUCACUUCAAGGUUUUUGUAUUUACUCAUGUGAAAAUCUCAAAGCUUUACCAGAAUGGAUCUGCAAUCUCCAAUCACUUCGAUUUAUUGAUAUUCUGGGAUGUCAAAAUUUGGAGUCAUUGCCUGAAGGUAUGCAUCGUCUUGCUAAUUUGCAUACACUUAGUCUCAAUGGAGCUCCACUUUUAGCAGAAAAAUGUGAAAGAGGAAGAGGUUCAGAAUGGCCCAAAAUUUCUCAUCUCCCAAAUAUAGUGGUGGAUUGGCGUCCAAUCUAGCUAAUUCUUCAUCUCAUCCAUAUGAAAAUCCAGAGGAAGCUUGUUCAUGCAAUUUUGUUGAUAAUUGGCUUGAUGGUGCAAUCCCCAAAGAGGCACGUCGGAGCAUAAGUGAAAUGAGGAAAGAAUUUUCGAGGUUCAAGUAGCUUUAAGAUAUUGAAGAUUGCUCUGGUUUUGGUGGCUAACGCGGAGGAUUUUUAAAAAGCUUCGGUAGGGGUUGUAGUUAACAAGUGUUAGGUAGUUAAGAAGUUUUGGAAUAUAAUCAAAGGCGUAGAUGAAUCAUUUAAUAUUCUUGUACUAUGAUGUUAUAGUGGCAUAUGGACCGUCUAGAAUUGUUUUAAAGUGCUGUAAAUUUAAGUCUCACUUUUUGAUGUUGAUAUAAAAACUUGCAAUUGUUGAGGGGAAAAAAUGUAGUUGUUAUGAAUUA
This is a messenger RNA of Prosopis cineraria, 4471 nucleotides long. RefSeq names its product putative disease resistance protein RGA4. The record is from RefSeq and is a predicted model, not a curated record. The transcript has 2 exons. The coding region runs from base 2369 to 3961 and encodes 530 amino acids. NCBI's taxonomy places the organism in Eukaryota, Viridiplantae, Streptophyta, Magnoliopsida, Fabales, Fabaceae.